CUAUAACCAUGAGUGGAAGGGGCAAAGGUGGCAAGGGACUCGGCAAAGGAGGCGCCAAGCGUCACCGUAAAGUUCUCCGUGAUAACAUCCAGGGCAUCACCAAACCCGCCAUCCGCCGUCUGGCUCGCCGUGGCGGAGUGAAGCGUAUCUCCGGUCUGAUCUAUGAGGAGACCCGCGGAGUGCUGAAGGUGUUCCUGGAGAACGUCAUCCGUGACGCCGUCACCUACACUGAGCACGCCAAGAGGAAGACUGUGACCGCCAUGGAUGUGGUGUACGCUCUGAAGAGGCAGGGCCGCACUCUGUACGGCUUCGGCGGUUAAACUUAUUCACUCUAAUCCAUCAAACGGCUCUUUUAAGAGCCACACACUUCACUUUAAGAGCUUUGUUCUGCGGUCUUGUUGAUUUGGUCAUGUUUUGGAGGAAAGUCUUGGAAAUGUAAGUAAAAUACCUGCCCGUGUAUCCCCACCGACUUCUGAAGUACUAGUGCGUUACAACUUCACAAACAAUUACAGACUGAGAUUCCCAACAUAUGACUCUUCGUUUCGCUAUAAAAUUAAGGUGUUUGUAACGUGUGCUUUUCUUAGCAAAAUUGCAAUAACAAACUGAACUCCUGAGGUUACAGACCUAUUCAAUAUCACUGUUUAUUAAAACUCACCUAUAGCAGGAGUGUGAACAGUCAUACACUGAAAGACAGAUUUCACUGAUCUAUCAGUUUAUUUGUAAAUGCCUUCUUGAGAAAUCUGCUUGAAGCAGCAGUGCUUAGUUAUUUUUUAUUUUUUAAGAUAACCAACCCACCUUUGAUCUAGUAGAGGGUGGACAUGAGUGGAUGAAGCCCUGUGAAGCUUUUGAAACCUCUUCCUGAUGUGUCUGAAAUAUCAUUUUCACCAAUCAUAUCAAUGUAACAGUUUUGAUGUGUGAUCUUCCUUCUGACAGGCUUACUCAGUCUUACAAUCCCGACAUAACCUUCAUACAAGGAACAUUAUUAAAGAUGUUUUUAGUACCCAGAUUUCAUGCAUUUGAAAUGCAACAUGUCUGUUUAAACUGCAAACAAAGUAUCAACGGCAACUGUAAAUGCUCUGUGAUGAAACGACGCACAUCGCAAACAAGAAGUUUCGUCAGGUUGUCUACGUUUAAUUGACAUGCUUCCAGGUAAAAAAAAAAUAAAAAUAAAAAAGCUCCUUUGAGGGAGCAGAUCAGAAUUACAGAAAAUACACCAUACACAAAGCGUGUUUGCAUGUAGCACACAGCUGUGGCUCGCUGUCGGUCUAAAUGAAUCUCAGACCUAAAUGAGUUUGCAGUGAUUUAUAAUUAUUGUAAGUGUGAACCUCUUUAAUCUACUCAGCUGUCUUUUUUUUUAACUUUUAGUGCAAGUACUUUAAGGAACAAACAAUGAGACAAUGUUUAUGUUCUUACUACACAGAUUUCUGUUUUUACAGCAAGUUUAUAACAAAGUCUGGGUAAUAACUUUACAAUUUAAGUCAAACACAUGCCUUCUCUUGUUAACUGAGGUAAACUGCUGGCAUAUUUGUUUUAAAUCCAUACUGUCCAGUCUCUCCUGGUGGACAUGGCACACAGCAGCAUUGUUUAAUCUCAUUGUGUCAUUGUUGACCUGAGCCAUGUUUUUAGUCUUGUGAGAGCACUGAAGCUUCUUUCAGCCUCAGCUGAGGAUACUGGGAUGACUAAAAGCAGCCUGACAAUUGUCAUGAUAAUAAUUACUAGUUAAUCUACAGCACCAAAUCAUCAGUCAGUCACCUGUCCGAGCUACAACAUGGCAGAGCUGCCUCUGCCACCUGAUAAAUAACAGUGAGACAUUCCAAAUACAUGCAGUCACACAUGUGCUUCAGAUACAGUCAUGAACCAUCAAGUCAUCAUCACAUUUCACCUUGAUUAUUUAUUUAUCUUUGCUGUUUUCUGUUAUUCUAUUGUUUUAAUGUAUUUUCUGUACAGCACUUUGUUCCUGUGCUGGGUAUUUUAAAGUGCUUUAUAAAUAAAACUGGA
Oreochromis aureus is the source of this 1998-nucleotide messenger RNA. RefSeq names its product histone H4. The record is from RefSeq and is a predicted model, not a curated record. Bases 9 to 320 code for a protein of 103 amino acids. Gene Ontology annotation, molecular function: structural constituent of chromatin; protein heterodimerization activity; DNA binding. The transcript has a single exon. Lineage: Eukaryota; Metazoa; Chordata; Actinopteri; Cichliformes; Cichlidae. Gene Ontology annotation, biological process: nucleosome assembly. Gene Ontology annotation, cellular component: nucleosome.